Messenger RNA from Durusdinium trenchii, 1302 nucleotides. NCBI's taxonomy places the organism in Eukaryota, Dinophyceae, Suessiales, Symbiodiniaceae. The record is from the annotation of a GenBank genome assembly.
AUGGAUCGAGUUCAUCGAGUUGACCGCUGCAGCGCAGCUUGCGGACACCUGAGGAAGUUGGAGAUCGCCCUGGAUCCGCCCGUGGGGCUCCACUGGAGCAAUCCCGAGGCGGGCGCCUUAGCGCGAGCGCGAGGGAGAAGCUCGGAAAGGGAAGACCGCGACUCUGCGCGGACAGCGACGCUGACAGAGCGGAUUCAAUUCGUGUGUAAGAAGCCGCUGCCCUGCAAAGAUCUCUAUUUCGGCGUGGAGCUGGAGGAGCACAGCCGCGCACAACGCGAGCGCAACGACUACGUCCACCUGCCCGCCGCGGCGAAGCGAGUGGUGCAGCUCUCGGUGGCCGCCAUUCGGCAGGCCGUGGGUGGUGUGUACAACACUCAGGGGGACGAUCCGGCUAAGGCCAUCCCAGGAGAGGAAUCCGAGAAGCCGACCAUCGUCUUGCCGCUCUGGGCCUUCGACCAGUUUAUUAUCACGCAGCCUGGAGAAGAGGUGCCGGACAUGACCUCGCCGGAUUUCCCGGAGUACGGAAGCCGCAGGAAGGGUCGCAUCGCCGAGUACAUCCGCGAGAUGGACGACUUGGCGGCCAACCUCGGCCCAGGCCCCACCUACACCUUGGGCUUCUGGGGCAAUAGCCGAUUUUUGGAUGUGCCACUUGGACAGGUCAUGGGCACAGCGUUUCGACCGGUUGGACAGCUGGAGGGCACCCCAAUCAAAGCAAAAGCUUGCAUGGCUACCCGAGGUGCCUGGAGUCAUGAUCAUUAUCAAGAUGACCUUAGAGAUGAGACAGUGGAUGGGCAUGAUGGGAGCGUCUCUCAACAAAGGUUCACCUUAGGAGGUGAUGUGGACUGGUGGAUCUCCCUCAAUCCCCUUGAAAUUGCGUUGCUGUGCAGCAUGACUCUACAUGCAGGGACUGUUGCUUCGGCAUGCUUCGGCCCUAAGGAUGAGCUGGCUCCUCGCUUGCAAGAAGCGAAGUCCAACCGGGCGGAUCCUGAGAGACGGACUUGCAGUGGCCCGAUCCGUGGCAGGUGUUCUGCACCAAGCAACCGGUCUGCGACAGAUGUCCCAACACCCGCUUUUGCUCAUUGGCUGCGGGUCAUGUGUCCAGGACAAGAGGUCCUUUUUAAAGAACCUGCAGGAAAGGAGGCCACAGCGGAAGUUGCGCGGUAUUCCGCUGGUGACGCCUUUCGACUUCGAGCCCCUCAUCGGUCAGCCGCCCGUGUACGCCGUCCUCUACUGCCUCACGUGCCUCGGCCGACAGAUCUGGGAAGCUUGGCUCUUCAUCCGGCCUUUUUGAUCAAUGCUUGA